AUGGGAGGUUUGAAGGCCGCUGCCGCGCUUCAAGUUGUCGCCAUCCUCAUUGCGAGUGAGGUGGGAGUGUUGCUGGCGCUAAGAGAACCUGACAUCAAAGGGACGACUGCUGGCGGCGGCAGCACUGACCCUACUGCCAUGGGAGAAAAUGCCGCUGCAGCCAGCAAUCUGAUUCGGCGUUAUGUGCGAAUGGGGACGGUGAUGCUCCUCGGCUCGCUCGCGCAACCUCGCUCCGUCCGUUUCGACUUUGAGCGCUGCGUGUUGGUGCCCAAAGCCGUACAUGUGCAUCAAGUCGCCAACGUGGACGGUGGAGGAGGCGCGGUGGACGCGCUGGAGGGGACGGUGAGCGGCGGCGCGGGCGGUGGCGGCGGCGGUGAGGUGGACGCGCUGGUGUGGUGGGACGUGUUUUUGGGUGACCCGUUUUUCGAUCGCACGGUGUGCGACGCGGUGCAGCUGUUCGCGUCGCCCGACUGCUCGGGUGCUGCAGUGGCAAAGUACCAAAACACGGUUUACCACACAAGGGACAUGAGUGCGUUCAUGAUGGGCGCAUCAGUGAAGUCCAUCCGCUGCGUUGUCGACGACAUCUGCAGCCGUGUCAAGUGCCCUCAACACUCCACCCUCCCCUCUCUCCUAGCUCUUUCUUGUGCCACUUCUGUGCUGAGAGCCCCUGCAGACACCAGCCAGCCCUGGAGAGAAGAGCCUCCGCAAAUGCCCUAG
Messenger RNA from Closterium sp. Yama58-4, 717 nucleotides. The record is from the annotation of a GenBank genome assembly. Lineage: Eukaryota; Viridiplantae; Streptophyta; Zygnematophyceae; Desmidiales; Closteriaceae.